Messenger RNA from Blastocystis hominis, 2004 nucleotides. RefSeq lists its product as hypothetical. Gene Ontology annotation, cellular component: cell periphery; cell septum. The record is from RefSeq and is a predicted model, not a curated record. Bases 1 to 2004 code for a protein of 667 amino acids. Lineage: Eukaryota; Bigyra; Opalinata; Blastocystidae. The transcript is spliced from 4 exons. Gene Ontology annotation, molecular function: chitin synthase activity.
AUGUGGGGUAACACACAGAGUGUGAGUUCUUCAACAGAUGGCUCAUCGUCCCUAGAAAUGCAGAAGCUGCUUUCAGGUGCCACCUGGCGUCGAGUGAGUAAAGAUGUGGACUACCGCCCGUUCUUCGGUGAUAUCAAUAGUUUCAAUGACCCGGAGUAUGGAAUCGAACUGUUUCCUGGUCGAAAGAAGCCGAAAGUGAUCGUAUCUGUAACAAUGUUCAACGAGACCUACAAGGAGCUAAACGACUCGAUUCGAGGGAUCGCAGACAAUAUAGAAAAUCUUCCUGAGUUCUCUUACGGGAUGACAAUUGACGACAUCGUUGUGUUUGUGAUUUUGGAUGGUCGUGAGAAAAUGGACGAAUCGAUUUUCCAGUUUCGUCAGGAUACAAAACACUAUCUCACAGAGGAAGAUGCAAAGGUAAUGGAUGUGGCGAUUGAAGACAAUCGUCGCCGCACGAAAGCGUGGAAGCGACACAUGGCAGUGCUUCGGACGAAGUACUCAGAGAGAGACGUGAUAGCUCUAACCAAACGAAUCCCCAUGUUGCAGUUGCAUCUCUUCAAGUGCAACCGUCUGAUUUCCAAGGGAUCGAUCGCGAACGAAAGCUACUACACACCCUUCGAUAUCAUUUUUGCAGUGAAAGAGAAUAACAUGGGAAAACUGAAUAGCCAUCUUUGGAUCAUGCGCGGUUUUGCCCGCCAACUCAAUCCAGACUUCAUCACUCUGCUCGAUGUCGGAACAAAACCAAUGCCGACUGCGCUCAUUCAGUUGUACAACGAGAUGGAAGAAAAUCCACAGAUUGGAGGCUGUUGCGGAGAGAUCUUGGCAUUGAAUGCAUCGAAAGCAUCGCCGGUCCAGUCUUCCCAGUUCUUCGAAUACAAAGUGUCUCACUUUUUGGAUAAAGCCAUGGAGAGCUCGUUCGGGUACGUGUCUGUGCUACCUGGUGCCUUCUCUUCCUACCGUUACGAAGCCUUGCAAGGAACUCCACUCGACAAAUACUUUUUGUUGGAAAGCGAUGAGAAUCGCUUGGUGGUGGAACCGUUUUCCGCGAAUAUGUAUCUUGCAGAAGAUCGUAUUAUGGGAUUUGAAAUGUUGGUGAAGAAAGACUGCAACUACACUCUUCACUAUGUGAACACGGCAGUGGCAACAACCGAUAUCCCUUCGAAUCUGAAUUUCCUGAUUCGACAGCGUCGACGAUGGCAGAACGGAUCGUUUUUUGCAGGUUUGUAUGCUUUGAAAGAGUGGAGUCGGUUGUACACGGAAUCGGGACAUAGUUUUGGAAGGAAGAUUAUUCUAACAUUGGAAUUGAUUUACAUGAGUGUGAAUGUUUUGAUGACGCUUACGCAGCUGGCGAACAUGUUUCUUACGUUUGCCAUUGUGUUGAAUUCCGAAUUUGGGAGAGAGUCGGUCACUUCCUAUGCGUUGAAUGCGAUCUACUUAACGAUCACAGCGGUUCAGUUUAUCUACGCGUUAGGAAACGAUCCUCGUGAUAACAAAGAAGUCUAUCAGAUUUGUUACAUUUUCUAUGGAGUGUUGUUUAUGUUUACUAUGUUUUGUUGCUCUCUGAAUGACUUCCUCAUUGCUAGUAACGUUCUACACGAUGACAGCAGUCGAUGCAUUCGUUCUCUUUGCUGCAUGUGCGUCCUCCUUCGUCACAAUCGUCUGUUCAAUCGUUCACGGGCAGUUCUUCGCGAUUAUUCCCACUAUGAUCCAAUAUCUGUCAAUAUUUUAAUCGCUUUUGAUCGUAGCUUUAUGCUUCCCACCUUCAUGAAUAUCUUCAUUAUUUACUCUUUCUGUAAUAUUCACGAUAUCACUUGGGGAACGCGAGAUAGCAAUCUGAUCAAUAACGAAAAGGCCCAGCACGCGAUGGAGGUUUCGUACAGCUUUUCUCAUUCUGUCAUUCUAGCUACAAGCAGUUCCGAUCGAAGUUCGUCGUAUUCUGGGCGACUACCAACUUUCUUUAUGCUGGCGGCAUUCUUCUCGUUUCUCUUCUCUCGUUUCUCUUAG